Molecule: messenger RNA, 3000 nt
Organism: Carassius gibelio (silver crucian carp)
Lineage: Eukaryota; Metazoa; Chordata; Actinopteri; Cypriniformes; Cyprinidae
Gene: gfra3
Product: GDNF family receptor alpha 3
Exons: 8
Coding region: 481-1827 (448 amino acids)
Biological process (GO): nervous system development
Cellular component (GO): signaling receptor complex; external side of plasma membrane
Molecular function (GO): signaling receptor activity
Source: RefSeq, a predicted model, not a curated record
GGAUUGAGCACAUUGUGCUGUGGGACAGCAGGAAUCAAGCAUCUGGGAUCGCGCUCACAUAUAUUAAACUGAUGCGCACUAAUGCGCACUCUGGCACAUCUGACGCGCGCCUUCGGUUACACUUCUCUCAUGGUGAUACGCCUUUGAAUCGAGGAUUAUUAUUUUAGAAGACCCCGAUCGUGAGUAUAACGGACAUCUGCUGCAUUUGGCAGUUUGUAAUUUCUCCCUUGUUUGUUGUAUGAAAUUAUUGCUCUGCUCUUCGGAAACCUCUUACGUAUUAGAAAGCUAUCUCACAAGUUUGUAGUUGGAAUUGAUUUUCGGACACGUCGUUUUGGAGUUUUCCAUCAGUCGGACGGUGGUCCUCUUAUAUGGAUGUAGUGGCUCGGACUGAGUCGGACAGAUCCGGGGGUUCCAGACGCGCAUCCCCGAGAUUCCCCAGCAGCAUCACCGUUCAGCCGAGCGCAUCCAGCAGCAGUCGACAUGAUCCUUCUGGGAAUACUUCUAAAUCUGUUCGUCAUUAAGGGGGCUGUUCCCUCUGUGGUGCCGGUGUUCCCCGGGACUGUGGACUGCAUAGAGGCUGUACAGAAAUGUCUAAAGACCCCGGAGUGUAAGCGACAGUUCCGGCACCUGGAGUACUGUGUGGAUGAAGAGGCGGUGACUCCCCUCAGUCUGGAGGGGCGGCAGGCCUGCAUUGAUGCGCAAAACAAACUCAUGCACUAUCAGAGCCUGCAAGAAUGCAAGUGUCAGCGAGGGUCUCGCAUGGAACAACAGUGCCUGAGCGUUUACUGGACCAUCCGUUUUCCACAGGGUUAUGAUGACAUUGAGACAUCCCCAUAUGAAGACUUUGAACUGGAACUUGUGAGAAAUAGCGAAACAUCAAAACUAGCCUCAAUAGUUUCAGUGUCCUCCCUUCCUCUGACGGAUCAGAACCAGUGUUUGAAGGCAGCUCAGGACUGUGGGUUGUACGAGAAGUGCGGUUCUCUGCGCUCGGAGUACGCAUUAGCAUGCACUAAGAUCAUACCUGGCACAAACCACUGUAACCGGCACAAAUGUCACAGGGCCCUGCGGAGGUUCCUGGAGCGUGUUCCAGAGGAGUACAGCUUCGGUGUCUUAUUUUGUCCCUGUUCGGAUACUCUGUGUGGGGAGAGAAGGAGAAAAACCAUUGUGCCCUCCUGUUCCUAUGAGGAGCGAGACGAACAGCCCAACUGCCUCAAUCUGGAGAGUUACUGCCUCAAAGACAACCUGUGCAGGUCAAGAUUGGCUGAUUUCCAGCAGAACUGUCAGCCGUCUCCUCUCUCUCCCUCCGGCUGUCUCCGGGAAAGUGGAGCCGUGUGCCUCAAGGCCUACGCUGGGCUCAUCGGUACCAUCAUGACACCAAACUACGUGAGUAACCGCAGCACAGAGGUGUCUCAGUGGUGUAAUUGCGAAGGCAGCGGGAAUCAGUGGCAGGACUGUCUGCGUAUCCUGCACAUGUUCAACAGCAACACCUGCCUGCGUAAUGCCAUUGAUAACACGGGAAGCUCCACCCCUCACCCAAUAGAAGACACGCCCCUUCCUCCGCCUCGCCCCUCCCCUCAGAUUCAGCACGAUGAGCUGAAAAUUAACCUGCUGCCUGAACCCAAUACAGUGGCUGAAAGUGAAGAAGAUAAGGAGGAAGACCAAACCGAAGAAGGGGGAGGGUUCAACGUCAUCCCUCCAUUCUCAGACAAGGCGACAGUCACUAACCUGGGCUCUGAGGCCGGAAGAGUCCACAGCUCGGCCUCCACCUUCUCCAUCACUCACUUCCUACUCAAGGCCCUGCUGCUUAUUGCCCUCCGCUGGGGGUAGAAACCCUCGGUCACACACACACACACACACACACAAAACAUGCAAACACACUUCCUUCUGAAGUACACGCUCACAUCCAGACUCUAUCAUUGAGGGAUGACAAGAACAACAGAUUGGACGGCGAAACGAGCGGACAAUUGUUCUAUCUCUCUUUCCUUCUUUCAUUCAAUCCUUUUUCUUCUUCUCGGGAAGAUGGUCUGUUAUAGAUAUAGCUGCUUGUUCAUCAGGGAAUCGCUUUCUAAAUGGGAUUCCCCACCUGAAUCAUUUGAAUCACACAGAAGAUUCACGACUCCUCGGACUGAGAGCAGCCGACGGUGAACGAAUGAUUUGGUCUUGCCAUGUAUCUAUUGUAUAAUGUCAGUGUUCUUCAGAAAAGUGAGUUAAACCAGGAAAGCGUUUGCUUUUCCUGGGUUUCAAAAACCCGCCGUGUUUAUUGUCGCUGAUCAUGUCGUUGUUUGAAAUCAGACAAAAUGUAUGUGUGUUUGUAAGAACGUGAUUCGCUCGACAUCCCUGCUCUCCAACUUGAGAGCAAAAAAAAAAAAAUGUGUUGAGCACGAUUUCCGAAUCUUCCCGUUUUCACGCCUCUGUGUCUCUGGAAUUAGGCAGCACACCUAAUCACAUACACACACACACACACACACACCUCUGCCCUGCUGUGGAGCCGAUUGCGCAGAUGCAAGCGGUUUUCAUUUAUUGCUCUAUCUGAGAUGUGCUUUCAUUUUUUGACUCAGCACAGACUGUGCAGUCUAACCAGGGGCAUAAAUAAAAAACAUGUAGAAAAAACACGAGUAAUAAACCGAAAAUAAAGAAAUAAACACACUAAAUAAAUAAAUAUAUCAGCGCACAGCAGGUGUAGGAGUCCGGUCUGGGUUUAGAUCCUGAGGGGAAGAAACAGGAAGUCAUUUUCAAACCGCCUGUCGCCUGGUACCUCUCCCUGUGCCUGUUGUUUUACUUUCACAGAGAUAAUGGCUUACAACACAAACUGUUUAUCUUGUUGUGUGUUCACGGCGACGAAUCUCUCAUGAUGGGAGCGAAAUAGAAAAAAGAAAUCAAGGGAAAGAACCGACGGAGACGGGGAGAGACUCAAACCCUCCAGCGAAGAGGGGAAAAAAAAACAUACAGUCUAGAAUCACAUGCUUUUUCUGUUUCUUAUAAAUCUUUUGCUGACACCAA